AUGAGUCAAUUGCCAAUGUAUCAUACUGAAAACCCAGCUGAACGACCUGCCAUUGCACUGCAUGGGUUCAACCGUUCUAAUGCUGGAACAUCACGUCAAAUUGACACUGGCGGAUUAUCAUAUUGGAUCCUCUAUAUGAUGACUAUGGCAGACAAUGCGAGAUCGAACUUCUUGAUUGGCCUCACAAGACGGGACUUCAUGUCACCGAUCUUUGUAUCCCAUGGGAGCUGA
This is a messenger RNA of Sclerotinia borealis F-4128, 231 nucleotides long. The record is from the annotation of a GenBank genome assembly. NCBI's taxonomy places the organism in Eukaryota, Fungi, Ascomycota, Leotiomycetes, Helotiales, Sclerotiniaceae.